AUGGGACUCGGGUUGAGCACUUACUCACCGCAGGGAGGCGAAGGCGGCAGCCGCUGGAUACUAGGGGAGAAGUUCGACUCUGUCUCUCCGCACAAGGGCUCCACCAAGCUGCUGUGGGAGACGAAAUGGAGGGCCGCGUGCGAGAAAUCAGUCUACCCAUUCCACGAUGGCAAGCUUGAGGACUUCGAGCCGAUUUUCCAGACCCUCAUUACCGAAAACAUAAACGACGCAUACUCAGACACAUACACAGAAACAUUCUUCCCGGUCGCGAAAUCCCUCGAGCACGAAGCGUCCAUGGCAUUCUACAACGGCGACAGCGAAACAGCAUCCGACCUGCUCCGGCGCGCAGCAGUCGUAUACCGCAUCUCGCGCUUCCCAUACGUCAGCCCCGACGAUCGAGACACCAGUAUAAAACGAAAAGCAUUCACCAGACAGAAAGCCGCAUACCUAACCGCCACAUCCGUCUGGAGAAACCCGCUAACCGAGCACGUUAUACCGCACACCCACCGCGCCGGGCGAGACGGGCCCCGUAUCCCGAUCUAUAUACGUGUUCCGGAGGAUACGGUCCCCGGUAGUCACAGUCCCGUCCCGUCCGUCUUGAUAAUGACGGGUCUCGACGGGUACAGGCCGGAUAACAGCCAGCGCACGCACGAGAUCACAGCGCGCGGAUGGGCCGUCGUGAUUGCCGAAAUCCCCGGGACGGGCGAUUCCCCUGCUGACCCAUCUGACCCGGAGUCCGCGGAUCGGCUGUGGAGUAGUGUGCUUGAGUACAUGCGGUCCCUGGGCGUGUUUGAUAUGAGGAAAGUGGCUGUUUGGGGGCUGAGUGCGGGUGGGUAUUAUGCUGUUCGGGCUGCGCAUACGCAUCGGGCUCGGCUGAAGGGGUGUAUUGGGCAUGGGCCCGGGACGCAUUAUUUUCUGGAUGAGGAGUGGUUGGCCAAGGUUGAGGACCAUGAGUAUCCGUUUCCGAUCAUCCGCUCCUGGGCGAAGAAGUAUGGCUAUGACGAUCCUGCGGAAUUCUGUAAGGAGGCGAAGAAGAAGUUUUCUCUUCUUGAGACGGGCAUUCUGGACUUGUCUUCUACAAGGCUGCUGCUUUUGAAUGGUAUCGACGAUGGUGUAGUACCUAUUGAAGACUGCCACCUGCUGUUUAGCCAUGGGAGUCCUAAGGAAGGAAGAUUCUACCCUGGCCUUCCUCAUAUGGGAUAUCCAGCCAGUCUUGGGGCAGCGUACAAAUGGCUAGAGGAUGUUCUGGGGUGUGAUUAUGUGAAGAACUGA
Molecule: messenger RNA, 1272 nt
Organism: Aspergillus puulaauensis
Lineage: Eukaryota; Fungi; Ascomycota; Eurotiomycetes; Eurotiales; Aspergillaceae
Product: alpha/beta hydrolase family protein
Exons: 6
Coding region: 1-1272 (423 amino acids)
Source: RefSeq, a predicted model, not a curated record